This is a messenger RNA of Chlamydomonas reinhardtii, 2209 nucleotides long. RefSeq lists its product as uncharacterized. Gene Ontology annotation, cellular component: cytoplasm. NCBI's taxonomy places the organism in Eukaryota, Viridiplantae, Chlorophyta, Chlorophyceae, Chlamydomonadales, Chlamydomonadaceae. The transcript is spliced from 15 exons. The coding region runs from base 104 to 1693 and encodes 529 amino acids. Gene Ontology annotation, biological process: glycolytic process; fructose 6-phosphate metabolic process. The record is from RefSeq and is a predicted model, not a curated record. Gene Ontology annotation, molecular function: 6-phosphofructokinase activity.
CUAGUGUUAUACAAAGCUGACGCUGCUGGUCGUUUGCGUUUAGACUGUUGUUACGGACCGUAUUUUCGGGACCUCAAGGGGGAAUCAACUCGUGACCGGCAGAAUGCGGCUUCAGCGCCAUGCCGCAGCUGGACUAGGUGCCACAAAGCACCGAGACACGCUUACGGCGCGGCUGCCAUGCCAGUCAACUCGCGGGCGGGCUGCACUCCAAGUCGCGUGCGUCGCAACGCCUCACAGCGCAGACUCGCAGAAGGGGGCGCCAAAGGCCACUGCUACGCCUUCUGGGCAGUACGUCAGCAGCCCCUACGGAGCCGGGCGCGUUCUCACGCCCUCGCCUCCCGGAAGCAUCGACGACGAUGAUGUGCUGGAGCUGAAGAACCUGCGAAACUACCUGGUGCCCAGGGACAGCCCCUUUAUUGUGGACAACAACCAGGGCGGCGGCUUUGUUGGCGACCGUGACCGCAUUCGCCUGCACACGGUGGAGUUUGAGAGCACCGAGUCCGCAGGCUCGUUCUGCGCUGACGGCGUCCUGACCAACGGCGACGAGGACUCAUGCAUUCUGCUGCCUGAGUGGGCCAUUCGCUGCGGCCCCCGCAAAACCAUCUACUUCGACCCGCAGCAGGUCAGCGCCGCCGUUGUCACGUGCGGUGGCCUGUGCCCCGGCCUGAACGACGUGGUGCAGAACAUUGUGUACACGCUGACGGACUAUGGUGUGCCCGAGGACAACAUCCUGGGCAUCCGCUACGGCCUGCGCGGCUUUUACGAACGCGAUGCCAAGCCCAUCACGCUGACGCGCAAGUACGUGGACGGCAUCCACCUCAAGGGCGGCACCAUGCUGGGCACCAGCCGCGGCGGCGCCAACGUGAAGGAGAUCGUGCGCCGCAUCGACCUGUGGGGCCUCAACAUGGUCUUCGUGGUGGGCGGCAACGGCGGAAACGCGGCCGCCAACGCCAUCUCGGAGGAGUGCGAGGCGCAGGGCGUGUGCUGCUCCGUGGUGGGCGUGCCCAAGUCCAUCGACAACGACAUCCUCAUCAUUGACAAGUGCUUUGGCUUCGAGACGGCGGUGCAGGAGGCGCAGCGCGCGCUGCUGGCAGCCAAGGUGGAGGCCGGCAGCGCCCGCAACGGCCUGGGCGUGGUGAAGCUGAUGGGCCGCCAGUCGGGCUUCAUCGCCAUGCAGGCCGCCAUGGCGUCAGGUGUCGCGGAUGUGUGCCUCAUCCCCGAAAUCCCCUUCCGCAUGGACAAGCUGUGCGAACACGUUGAGAGCAUCUUUGAGAAGCAGGGCCACUGCGUGGUGUGCGUGGCGGAGGGUGCCGGGCAAGACCUGCUGACGGCGGGCGGCACGGGCGGCACCGACGCCAGCGGCAACCCCAUCCUGGCGGACAUCGGCAUCUUCAUGCGCAACGAGUUCAAAAAGCACUUCAAGGGCGAAGCCGACAUCAAGUACAUCGACCCCUCCUACAUGAUCCGCUCCGUGCCCACCACCAGCAACGACCGCAUCUACUGCAAGGUGCUGGGCCAGGGCGCGGUGCACGGCGCCUUCGCGGGCUUUACCGACGUCACUGUGGGCCUGGUCAACACGCAUUACGUCUACCUGCCCAUCCCCACCAUCAUUCAGGCGGCGCGCAAGGUGAACCCCAAGGGCCGCCGCUGGAACCGCCUCAUCACCGCCAUCCGCCAGCCCGACAUGGCGUGAGCGGCCAGCUGAGCGGCCUGCAACGGAGGCGGCACGGCAGCGUGUCAGUGGAGCACCAGCCAGUGGCCUGGGCACAUUGCUCAGGCCUGCCUGCCGGCGCGCGUGCAUUUACGGCAAUCAUCUGGAGAGGCGGAUGCGCUGUGGCCAUAGCAGGGACUAUUUGAACUUGCUGUCGAUUUUAGUGAGGAAUGCGUUGCGUAGCGUGCGGUUGACACAUGCACUCCAGCCGGUGGGGACUUGAGCGGCGUAUGGCUCAUUGAAACGUGAGCUGGCUUGUUGCAGUGGCAAGUUGCUGCACGAUCCUUAUUCAUCAGCAGUGCCCUCGUGUGUAGCAUUACUAUCGCUGGCUGCGAAGUUGGUUGGGCUGGCUAUACCUCGCGGUCGUACCUUGAGGCCGGCUCCAUCCACUGCAAAUGCAUGUGCCCCUAACUAUAAUCUGCGCAUGCGUGUCAUAAGCAGGUGCAUUGCAUGCGCUACCUCCUGGCCAACUUGACUGCGGUCGAAAUCCUGUAACGA